Cordyceps militaris CM01 is the source of this 780-nucleotide messenger RNA. RefSeq lists its product as uncharacterized. Lineage: Eukaryota; Fungi; Ascomycota; Sordariomycetes; Hypocreales; Cordycipitaceae. The transcript has a single exon. The coding region runs from base 1 to 780 and encodes 259 amino acids. The record is from RefSeq and is a predicted model, not a curated record.
AUGCCGUUUGUUGGCGGCGACUCUCCGCCUCCCGCUCGUAGCAAGCGGCGAUGGCAGGACUACGACAAUGAUGACGACAGCAACAACAUCUUUGCGCUCUACAGCUACAACGUCGACGAAUCCUGCUCCUUUGGUGGCAGCCACCACCCCCCUUUUGGCCUCUCAGCGCGGAGAAUGGCCGCGCCCACGUCCAAACGCACGCGGCUCGACCACGACGACCCAGCAGAUGCCACCAGCAAUAUCACCUCCUCCGAACUGACGCCUCGCCACCGCUGUCGACCCUCGCAGCAAGCACAGAACAAAAAGACACCGCAAAUCUCCUCUACCUCAGCCUACCAGCACCGGCCGGCGAGGAGCGUCGUUCUCGCGCCCUGCCACAUCUGCCUUCGCCGGCCAACUAAGAAGUCGGACCUGGACUCGUUUGCGCCGUGCGAGGGUUGCUGCGCGCAGACGUGCUUUGUCUGCAUCCGCCAGUGCCAUGGACGUGGGGACUUGGCGUCGGUGCUGUCCGAGCAAUCGGCCCUGUCACGCUCGUUUUGUAUGGAGGACGCCGACGACGGGCCUGCCCCGGCCGACCCUGAUGGCCGGCCCCCGACCGAGCCACCACCAGAGCUGCCGACCCAGGCACAGACGAGGCAAAAACAGCCGGAAUGGGCGGCCUGCGGACACCGAUCGGUGGUGUGCAGUCGCUGCUGCGUGGAAAAGGGACCGGAAGGCGAGGUCGUCUGCCUCGGGUGCCUGUUAGGGGAUAAUGCACCUGAGGAUAUUAUGACAUUCUGA